Messenger RNA from Acaromyces ingoldii, 668 nucleotides. RefSeq lists its product as hypothetical. NCBI's taxonomy places the organism in Eukaryota, Fungi, Basidiomycota, Exobasidiomycetes, Exobasidiales, Cryptobasidiaceae. The transcript is spliced from 3 exons. Bases 1 to 567 code for a protein of 188 amino acids. The record is from RefSeq and is a predicted model, not a curated record.
AUGGCGACGACAACAGCAGCGGCUACCGCGGCUGCUUCGAAGGAAGCGACAAAGCAGCGAGGUCCGAAUCCCACGACAGAUUACAAGCGACAUUUCAACAAGACCAAAGAAAAGUUCGAUACUGUCACUGCUGAACAAACAUCGCGCAGGUCGGAGCUGAGCCGGGCAAGCCUCAAGCAGCUCAAGUUGCAAGAGGAGCUUGACUUCCUCAUUGAUGCGAUUGCUGGUGAGCAGCUUCAGCGCCAGCAACUGCAGGAGCAAAUCAGCGGCAACAUCUCGCCGUCAGCAUCGUAUCAUGCACACCAACACCAUCACCAGGAAAGCCGGGGCCAAGCGGUAUAUGACUUGACGCAGGAGGACGAGGAGCAGAUGUUGCGCAGAAAGGGCAGGCCAAUGUCCUUUGCAGAGGAGGCCAAGCCGGAAGUGGCCGGACCUGGUUCAAGCCCGGCAAAGCGACCGAGGCCGCCGUCAUUGGACCCGCCAGAUGAAGGUGGUGAGCCACUGCAUCCCAGCACUUCAACCUCGGAAGUCUCGAUGGGUCAUGUCAAGAGGCCCAGAAACGAUUGAGAGAGAGAGGGAGCGAGGAGAUCUCGACGUUGUAAAAGUAUAGUCCUGUUCCGCUGCCCCACCAGUAUUGUAUGUACAAUCACAAUGACGUUCCACCAUCG